AGCGGCCCAAUCCGCUUCCCGGCCCCCGUUCCGCGCCGCACCCCGGGACUCUCGGGAGCGGGGAGACGCUGACCCCGGCCGCGGCGCUGCGUGCGCCCCUGGCCCGGAACAAAGGCCGGCGCGGAGGGCGGGAUGGGACUCGCCAUGGCCGCCGUCCCGGACUGGAAGCGGCAGCUGCUAGCCCGGCGCCGGCAGGAGGAGGCAGCGGCCCGCGGCCGGGGGAAGGCGGAGCAGGAGCGCCUGGCCCAGAUGCCAGCCUGGAAGCGGGGACUCCUGGAGCGGCGCCGCGCCAAGCUCGGACUCGCCCCGGGGGACCCGAGCCCCGGGGCUGCGCAGGCGGAGCCCGGCCGGCCCGACCCCGACGAGUCCGCCGUCCUUCUCGAGGCCAUCGGGCCGGUGCACCAGAACCGCUUCAUCCGGCAGGAGCGGCAGCAGCAGCAGCAGCGGCAUGAAGACCUGGCAGAGAGGAAGCCCGGGCCGCCCGAGCCCCGGGAGCGCAGACCCAGCUCGGGGGAGUCUCGGGACCAGAGCCCCAGGGGCAGAGAGGCCAGAGAGGAGAGGCUGAGCCCCGGGGAGGCCGGGGAGAGGAGGCUGGGGGCUGGCGCGGCCCGGGAGUGCAGCCCCAAGCCUUGGGCAGCCCGAGACUGGCGGCAGAGCCCGGGGGAGGGAGGAGACCGGGGCUCCAGGCUGCCCGAGGCUUGGCGGUGGAGGCUGAGCCCCGCCGAAGCGCCGGAGCGGAGCCCGAGACCAGCGGAGCCCGGAGAGCAGAGUCCCGGCAGCCGCGAGGUGGCGGAGGGGAGGCUGGGCCCCGGGGAGCCCGGCAGCCCGAAUCCGGGCCUGGCAGAGCCCUGCGCGCGGGGCGCUGGCUCCAGAGAGGCCCGGGAGCACAGCCUAGCGCGCCUGGAGGCGGCAGAGUGGAGGCUGCACGCGGGAGGAGAGAGAGAAGACCUCGGGGAGGAAUGUGGGGGGAAGGAGGAGCGCCCGGCUCCACGGGAGGCUCCGGAAGAGAUUUCGGGGUCCGCGGACACCCCGAGCGGAGCGCCCCAGGACAGCAUCUCCAGAGGCACGGAGCCGGCAGAACAGAGGCCCCGCCCCGUGGAGGACGGAGAGAGGGGCCUGAGGGCCACCGAAGGGUGGAAGUGGACGCUGAGCGCUGGGAAAGCUCGAGAGCGGACAGCCAGGGACUCGGACGCUCCGGGCCCGAACGCAGAGCCUCCCGGGCCCGCUGCGCAGCGGCUGGAGCCUCAGGGCGUGGAGGCUGGGGAAGGCGAGGCCGAGGAGGCGGCGGCGGCGGCUCAGAGCGGGCCUCCGACAGGCUCCCAGGACCUCGGCGCGGCGGCGCCCUGCCCCCUGCCCCCAGAGGACGCCGGGACCGGAGCAGGCUCGGGGCAGCGGCAGGAAGGGGAAGCAGCAGCGCCGCAGCCCCCACCCCCAGCCCCGGCUGCCCCCCAGCCCGCCGCGGAUCCCCUCAUGAGCCGCCUGUUCUAUGGGGUGAAGGCAGGGCCGGGGGUGGGGGCCCCGCGCCGCAGCGGACACACCUUCACGGUCACCCCGCGCCGCGCCGCGCCCCCCGCCAGCCCGGCCCCAAGCGAGGCCGCGGCCCCGGGCGCUGGGAAGAAGCGCUACCCGACUGCCGAGGAGAUCUUGGUGCUGGGGGGCUACCUCCGGCUGAGCCGCAGCUGCCUGGCCAAGGGGUCCCCCGAGAGACACCACAAACAGCUCAAGAUCUCCUUCAGCGAGACGGCCCUGGAGACCACGUACCAGUACCCCUCCGAGAGCUCGGUGCUGGAGGAGCUGGGCCCAGAGCCCGAGGCCCUCGCGGCGCCCAGCGCCCCAGCGGCCCAGCCGGACGACGAAGAGGAUGAGGAGGAGCCGCCGCCCGGGCUGCGGGGCGGGCUGCGCACCAAGGCGCUGCUCGUGGAUGAGUCCUGCCGGCGGUGACCAUCUUCCGGCGCGGGCGCGGCCCCCUCUGACCUGCCCCGACCCAAAGAUGCGCCUGGAGGGAAGGGUACCGACCUGCGGCGCCUCACUGCCCACCCCGCCGGGGCAGAGCCCACGCCGGCCCCGUGCAGGCGCGCCCUGCCCUCCUGUGUUUACACGCCCGCCUUGCACCAGCACGGUUGACAGUGCACGCCUGCCAGCCCCGCCGCCAGCGUCCGGGGUCGCGGGCCGGGCCGAGGCGUGGCUUCCUCCAGCUUCGCUCAGUGUUACUGUGCCUCGGUUUCUCCUGGAGGGAAGGCUGGGCCUCACCCGGGCCCUGGGAGUUACUGAGUGCGCCUCCUAGUGGCUCACACCUGAACUGCCGCGGCCGGGGACAGGAGCCCCGGCGUCCUCUCCCGCCGCUCCUCUAUCGAGGGCCGAUUGUGUUUGUUUUUUAACUUUCCAUAAUAAAAUGGAGUACGCUCCAA
Molecule: messenger RNA, 2408 nt
Organism: Chinchilla lanigera (long-tailed chinchilla)
Lineage: Eukaryota; Metazoa; Chordata; Mammalia; Rodentia; Chinchillidae
Gene: Ppp1r18
Product: protein phosphatase 1, regulatory subunit 18
Molecular function (GO): phosphatase binding
Source: RefSeq, a predicted model, not a curated record